Molecule: messenger RNA, 1528 nt
Organism: Sorex fumeus (smoky shrew)
Lineage: Eukaryota; Metazoa; Chordata; Mammalia; Eulipotyphla; Soricidae
Gene: RHBDD3
Product: rhomboid domain containing 3
Exons: 6
Coding region: 130-1416 (428 amino acids)
Cellular component (GO): membrane
Molecular function (GO): serine-type endopeptidase activity; protein binding
Source: RefSeq, a predicted model, not a curated record
GGAGCGCGGCGCGGAGGGGCGGGGGGCGGGGAAGGGGCGCGGGCCCCGCACAACUGCUGAGUAAUCGGCGGGGGAGGGGGGCGCGGCGGCCCCCCCCGGGCCCGGCUCACGCGCCCGGCGGCGUGCGCGAUGGAUGCGGGGCGCUCGGGCCUCGGCAGGAAGCGAGAGUCCCCACUUCCACCCCGGGGCCCCGCCCGGCCGUCCGGGGGCGGGGGGGCGCGCUCCGCACACACAACCCCAAGACCUCCCUUGAACAGCUUCUUCAGCCAAGCUAUGCACGCCAGAGGCCCCACAGGCCUGCGGUCCCCGGCCCUGCCCCUGGCAUCCUCAGUCCUGAUGCUGCUGCUGAGUAGCCUCUGGCUGAUGGGAGCUGGCCCUAGCCUCGCCCUAGCCCCGGAGCUGCUGCUGAACCCCUGGCAAGUUCACAGGCUGCUGACCCACGCCCUGGGCCACACGGCUCUCCCUGGACUGCUCCUGAGCCUGCUGCUCCUGCCCACGCUGGGCUGGCGGCAGGAGCACCGCCUGGGCACGCUGCGCUUCCUGCACGCCUCUGCCCUGCUCUCCUUGGUCGCAGGGCUGCUGGCCGUGCUGCUAGCGGGCCUUGGGGUGUCGAGCGCCGCUGGGGGCUGCGGCUACAUGCCUGUCCACCUGGCCAUGCUGGCCGGGCAGGGCACCCGCCCUAGACGGCCGCACGGGCCCCUGCCCCCGUACCUGCUGCCCUGGCUGCUGCUGCUCCUGACGCCACUGCUCAGCUCUGAGCCACCCUUCCUGCAGCUCCUCUGUGGCCUCGUCGCCGGUCUGGCCUACGCCGCCGGGGCCUUCCAGUGGCUGGAGCUGUCCGAGUGGCGGCUGCAGGCGCUGCAGGAGGGCGUCGUGUGCAAGACCCUGGCGGGCGGCUGGCCCCUCCGACUCCUUCCCACCCCUGGCACCCCGACGGAGCUGCCAGUCACCCAUCCUGCCAGAGUGAGGCCUCCAUCCCCCGGACCACCUUCCCGGAGCUUCUGGCCCCACAGCGGAGUCUCAGCCCCGUUUCCCCCAGGGCUUGGGCCGGUGCAGCCCGCCUGGGGGGACCCUUCGGAGGGCCUGGCCUGGGCCGGGAGUCCACUCUGGGCCGCCCUGGAUGAGCAGAUGCUUCAAGAGGGGAUCCAGGCCUCCCUGCUGGAGGCACCGCCCCCAGGGCCUGAGAGCCCCUUCUGGCUGCCCAAGUCGUCUGUCUCCUCCCUGCGGCUGCAGCAGCUGGAGCACAUGGGCUUCCCCACGGAGCAGGCUGUGGUGGCCCUGGCAGCCACAGGGCGCGUGGAGGGCGCCGUGUCACUGCUGGUCGGGGGGCAGGUGGGCGCGGAGGCCCUGGUCACUGAAGCAAAGCGAGGCCCUGCCCACCCUGAGGGCCCUGGGCCCCCGAGCACAGACAGGUGACUAGAAGCCUGCAGAGUGGAGCCCACGUCCAGACCGGGUACCCUGGCGGGGAGGGGGGUGCUCCCUGACUGGUGCAGUGGGGCUCAGGGGCCCCCACCCGUGAUAUUGUUUA